AUGACCGGCAAUCCCUUUUAUCUUGAGUGCUUCCGAAAAUUGCGAAGGGAAUGCAAAAUAAAAACUUCUGACUGCUACCGAGUUUACAUUGGCAAGGUUGAGGAAGGUAGACCCCACAAUAUUAAACCCUUCUGGUCGCAUGUGCAGGACCUCAAGAGUUCCAGUGCGCUACCUGCAAUGCAUCUGAAUGGCAGUGCAGCUGAUGAUCCAACUGAGAAGUGCAAUCUUUUUGCUCGGCAUUUUUCUUCUGUGUUUUGCAACACUGACAUCGCUGUGCCUCACUUCGACUUUGGAUGGAAUGAUUCACUCUCUUCAAUAGUGCUAUCUGCUUUCGAUGUCCAAGCUAAGCUCGAGGUUCUUGAUCCGUUUAAGAGUGCUGGCCCUGAUGGCAUUCCCCCUUGUGUACUGAGAUUUGGUGCUCCUGUUCUUGCCUCACAUUUGGCGGUAUUUUUUAAUCUGCUACUGGCCUCUGGAAAUUUUCCCUCAGUGCUGAGGCGGGGAUUCGUGGUCCCAAUCUUCAAGUCAGGAGACCGUUGCAACAUAGCUAACUUAAGACCUAUUGUUAUUCAGUCUGAUCUGGCGAAAGUCUUUCAGGCACUGGUCCUAGACCAUCUUUACUUCUAUCUAAGAAAGUUUAUAUGA
Molecule: messenger RNA, 642 nt
Organism: Homalodisca vitripennis (glassy-winged sharpshooter)
Lineage: Eukaryota; Metazoa; Arthropoda; Insecta; Hemiptera; Cicadellidae
Exons: 1
Coding region: 1-642 (213 amino acids)
Source: RefSeq, a predicted model, not a curated record